Molecule: messenger RNA, 1585 nt
Organism: Rhipicephalus sanguineus (brown dog tick)
Lineage: Eukaryota; Metazoa; Arthropoda; Arachnida; Ixodida; Ixodidae
Gene: Tpi
Product: triosephosphate isomerase
Exons: 7
Coding region: 198-947 (249 amino acids)
Biological process (GO): glycerol catabolic process; gluconeogenesis; glycolytic process
Cellular component (GO): cytosol
Molecular function (GO): triose-phosphate isomerase activity
Source: RefSeq, a predicted model, not a curated record
CGAAACGCGCCGAACGCCCGAACGUGCCGAACGGAACGCCUCGCGCAUCACGUCGGUUACUCGGCGUUGAUUCGGCGUCGUUUCGAAGGCGUGAGGCUUGGCGGUGGAAGCGGCUCCGAGGUCGCAUUGACAUCCACGUCUUGAGUGGCAGCCGGAUCCAUUCUUCUCCGUCAAAGAACAGCGUACCCGCCGCAAAAAUGGCCGCCCGCAGGUUUUGCGUUGGGGGAAACUGGAAGAUGCACGGCAGCAAGAACAUGAUCCGCGAUAUCUGCAACACUCUGAAGGGAGCCUCCCUGGACCCUAACACAGAGGUGAUCAUCGCCUGCCCGGCCCCGUAUCUGGACUACUGCCGGAGCCUGCUUCCACCUUCUGUGGCCCUCGCUGCAGAAAAUUGCUACAAGGUUGAGCAAGGCGCUUUCACUGGCGAAAUUAGCCCCGGCAUGAUAAAAGACUGCGGUGGCCAGUGGGUCAUACUGGGUCAUUCGGAGCGCCGACACAUCUUCAAGGAAGAUGACGUGCUCAUCGGAGAGAAGAUAAAGCACGCCUUGGAGUCUGGCCUUGGGGUCAUUGCCUGCAUCGGUGAGCUGCUGGAAGACCGAGAGGCCAACAGGACCGAAGACGUUCUCUUCCGGCAGAUGAAGUAUGUUGCAUCUAAUGUCAAGGACUGGACCAAGGUUAUCAUCGCCUAUGAACCGGUGUGGGCAAUCGGUACUGGCAAGACUGCUACCCCCGAUCAGGCUGAAGAAGUCCACUCAAAGGUGCGUAAUUGGCUGUCUUCCAACGUUUCCCCUGAUGUGGCAGCAAAGGUCAGGAUACAGUAUGGAGGCUCGGUGAAUGCCGGAAACUGCAGGGAGCUGGGCCGGAAACCCGACAUUGAUGGCUUCCUCGUGGGUGGUGCCUCCCUGAAGCCAGAGUUUGUCGAGAUCAUCAAUUGCCGCCAGGGUUAGCUCGACAUGUCGUAGCUAGCAAGCCCACAUAAAUUAAGACCUUGCGUCUCUUUUUUUUUAAGGCUUCUUGUUCGUCGAUUAAAGGAAAGUAUACAUUUGAGAUUGCUUGAGGGUCUUGUUGUUCUCAAACACAACAAAUAGUUUUCUCAAUUUGCAUGCUUCUCUAAAUAGUUCAUGAAAACACAUUUGAAUGACAGUUUUGGUUAAUCGUAACUGCUUCUGUUUUUCUUAUUGAAACUAAAAGUUUGUAUCUUUGAAAUCUACAUCUACUAGUGACUAGUCACCAUGGAAUGUUGUUUUGCAUGACCCUUGAAUUGGCCGUCAGUGGCACUAAUGCCUCCCAUGUUUGUAGUAGCAGCUUACCUCAGUGUCAUGUCCUGAACAACAAGUGAAAGGUUUCUUGUGUGGUGCAGAGCUACCUAACAGUGGCUAUACACGUAACCUGCUGCUACUGCGCGAGAAUGUUUAAAGCGGUGUUCCAUGCGAACCAUUUGCUGUACUGUAGUUUGUCAUGUGACUCUGCCAAUGUGAAGGAGUUAUCCAACUAGUGUAAAAUCUGUUGUUGUCAUGUCUUUUUAUGACACUGCCAUUACGAAUAAAUAUUUGGUGCAAUGCACCAAUUCUUUUGUGAAUUGGAA